Castor canadensis (American beaver) is the source of this 264-nucleotide messenger RNA. RefSeq names its product WAP four-disulfide core domain protein 10A. Gene Ontology annotation, cellular component: extracellular region. The record is from RefSeq and is a predicted model, not a curated record. Gene Ontology annotation, molecular function: peptidase inhibitor activity. NCBI's taxonomy places the organism in Eukaryota, Metazoa, Chordata, Mammalia, Rodentia, Castoridae.
AUGGCUCUGGUCAGAGUCAGGCCACCCCACGCUGUGCUGCCCACACUGCUCCUCUGCGUGCUGCUGCUGCUGCAGAGCCAGGGAGGGCACCGUGAAUGGGGAAGGAUGAAGGAAACGCAACAACUAUCCAAAGAAAUCAAGGACUGUACUAAGCGGCCUCACAUCUACAUGUGCAAAAACCCCUGUGAAUCUGAUCGAAGCUGUCAAGCAAAUAACAUAUGCUGCUCCGCCUUCUGCGGUAAUGUUUGCAUGAGCCUUGAGUGA